AUGGGAGGACGAAGCAAAAUCAAAACGCCCAAGAAAGAAACGCAUUCUCUUCCAAUCGACCGACAGAUUGAACAAGACAACGUCGCUCCAGAGAGGAACCCGAAGAAACAGAAAGAGAAGAAAAGAUCGAGACAACCGGAGGAGGACUUUAUCCACGACAAUUUAUCGAAUAAAAUCAUGGCCCAAGCGAGGAAACAGUUGGAAGAUAUCGAACGAGAAGAGAAAGAAGAAGAAGAAAGAGAUGCCGGCGGCGGCGGCUCCUCACAAAAACAGGCAAAAAGAAAACCGUCGCAAGGGAGACAGAUUUUAUUAGAAGGAAAGAGUUCGAUGUUAGAUCACGGAAUAGAAGAAGAAUAUGAUUCAGAUGAUUCAGAUGACGACGACGACGACAAUGGAGAUAAUAAUAAGAAUACGAAUAAAAAGAACGCGUUCGAUGAAGAAGAAGGCGAAGCUGAAUUAGAAUACGACUCCGAAGAGGACAAGAGAAGCGAGUUCGCGUACAACCUAGAUAAAGAGUACGAACACGAGGAAUACUCGGACGUCGAGUUGGACGAAGAAGACGAGCAAGCUUUGAAUGCGUUUAUGAAUCCGUUCGGAGGACAGCAACGCUCGUUGGCGGAUAUGAUUUUAGAAAAGAUUCACGAUAAAGAGGCGGAAGAGCAAGGGGCGGCGUUGGAGAUGUUGGAAGACGACGAGGACGAACGGCAAAAGAAAGCGGCGAUGUUGGAAGAGUUCGCGCCGGAAGGUAUCGAUGAAAAAGUUUUGCAGGUGUACAGGAAAGUAGGGGACUUGCUGAAACGAUACACAACUGGGAAGUUCCCGAAGGCGUUUAAAAUUAUACCGGCGUUGUCGAAUUGGGAGGAAGUGUUAUGGUUGACGAGGCCGGACACGUGGUCACCACACGCAAUGUUUCAAGCGACGAGACUGUUUGCUUCAAACUUAAACGAACACAUGGCGCAGAGAUUCUACGUAUUAGUUUUGUUACCCAGAGUGCGAGACGAUAUUCAAGAACAUAAGAGGUUACACCACGCGUUGUAUCAAGCGUUGCGAAAAGCUACGUUUAAGCCGGGCGCGUGGUUUAAAGGCAUUUUAUUGCCGUUGUGUGAAAGCAAAACGUGCACUUUAAGAGAAGCGGUCGUUUUGUCUUCGGUGUUGGCAAAAACGUCCGUGCCUGCGUUACACUCCGCGGCUGUGUUGAUGAAACUUUCCGAGUUGGAAUACGCCGGGACGACGUCGUUUUUCAUUCGCGUCUUGUUAGACAAGAAAUACGCGUUGCCGUACAGAGUCGUGGACGCGUUGGUCGAGAACUUCCUCAGAUUUGCCAACGAAGACAGAACGUUACCAGUGGUUUGGCACCAAUCGUUCUUGUGUUUUGUGCAAAGAUAUAAACACGAGCUCUCGAAAGAGCAAAAGAAACGUCUGAGUAAAUUGGCCUCGGCGCAUCAAAACCAUUACUUGAUUUCGCCGGAAAUAGUUCGCGAACUCGCAAAUUCGGACACGAGCAGAGGCGAUAAACGCAUGGACGUGCACAUGAAAGGCAUACACGAGACGAAACCAAAACAAGGCGUAGCAAGAGAGUUCACUUUAAAGACGAAAAGUGGUGCAAGACUUCAAGUUGAAGAUUUUAGAAACAUGCCGCCGAUAGUUUUACAGCAGGAUAUGGAGUACUAA
Bathycoccus prasinos is the source of this 1671-nucleotide messenger RNA. Its product is annotated as bystin. The coding region runs from base 1 to 1671 and encodes 556 amino acids. Gene Ontology annotation, biological process: rRNA processing. The transcript has a single exon. Gene Ontology annotation, molecular function: snoRNA binding. The record is from RefSeq and is a predicted model, not a curated record. Lineage: Eukaryota; Viridiplantae; Chlorophyta; Mamiellophyceae; Mamiellales; Bathycoccaceae. Gene Ontology annotation, cellular component: nucleolus; preribosome, small subunit precursor; cytoplasm.